CGCUGGCAUCACUGAGGUAGUGUGGGAACCGGUAGUAGCGUCUUCCGUGCUCCGUUCCACACGCCCAGCGGCGGUGUGGUGUGAGAAGAGCCCCGCGGCUUCCCCCUUCCCCAUCGCGGAGGCCAUGUUCCCUCCGGACUCCACCUGGAAUAUCUCCUUCGCCGGCUGCGGCUUCCUGGGAGUCUACCACAUCGGGGUAGCCAGCUGCCUGCAGGAACAUGCGCCCUUCCUCGUUGCCAACGCCAAGAAGGUCUACGGUGCCUCGGCCGGGGCUCUGACCGCCACCGCCCUCGUCAGCGGCGCCUGCCUCGGUGAGGCUGGUGCCAACAUUAUCCGAGUGUCAAAAGAAGCCCGGAAGAGGUUCUUGGGCCCCCUCCACCCAUCUUUCAACUUGGUGAAGAUCAUUCGGCUCCUCCUGUCCAAGACUGUGCCAGAUAAUGGACAUGAGGUUGCGGCGGGCCGUUUGGGCAUUUCCCUGACACGGGUCUCUGAUGGAGAAAAUGUGAUACUGUCAGACUUCAAUUCCAAGGAGGAGCUGAUACAGGCAUGUGUCUGCAGCACCUUUAUCCCUGUCUACUGUGGACUGAUACCUCCAACCUUGCGUGGGGUGAGAUAUGUUGAUGGAGGGAUUUCUGACAACUUGCCACAAUAUGAGCUGAAGAACACAAUCACGGUGUCUCCAUUCUCAGGAGAGAGUGAUAUCUGUCCACGAGACAGUUCCACAAACAUGCAUGAGCUGAGAGUCACCAAUACAAGCAUCCAGUUCAACCUUUGCAACCUCUACCGCCUCUCAAAGGCCCUGUUUCCUCCGGAGCCCCAGGUGCUGCGGGAUAUGUGCAAGCAGGGCUACCGGGAUGCACUGCAUUUCCUGAAGAAGAAUGGUCUCCUUAAUCGCCCAAGUCCUGCCGGUCCUCUUCUUGCCAUAGAAGCACCCCCAGGAGAGAAGAAAGAAGAAGAAAUGGAAGCUGAGGACCAACUAGAAGACAAUACAGCCCUUGCUGUUGUUGAAGAGCACAUCUUUGAACACUUGCCUCCCAGACUGAACCAAGCUCUUAUGGAGGUUUGUGCAGAAAGAAGAGGUUUCUUGACUGGCAUCACCAACAUGCUGCCUAUGCGUGUGGCCACGGCAAUGAUGGUGCCCUAUAUGCUGCCUCUGGAGUCUGCAGUUUCCUUCACUGUCAGGUUGCUGGAAUGGCUUCCCGAUAUCCCAGAGGAUAUUAGAUGGAUGAGGGAGCAGAUAACUGAAAUCUGCAACUAUCUUGUGAAGAAAGCCAAGAAGAAACUGGGCAGCCAUCUUUCAGCCAGGCUUUACUAUCACCUUGAGCUUGGAAGGCCCCAGAGCCUGUCUAUUUCUUCUGCCCCGGACUGCGGUGAAGCGCUGCCAAUGUGGAUGAGAAGCAACCGCUCCCUGUCUGAUGUCAUGAUGAAGUGGGAGGAUUACCAGCGCCAGCUCAUGAUGGGCUUACUCUGCAUCAAUGUGGACAUGCAGGCCUCCCUCUUCCCUCGGGAAGGGUUUCAGAUAAAGCUCCCACCUCUGGCCUGUGCAAAAGAGUGCCUGCCACUCUUCUGAGCCUGUUGCCAGGAGGGGUGAGGGUGGGUGGGAAGGGGAGAGAGUGCAGAGUGGGACCAGUCUCAUCCUUCAGCAGCAGGCUGCCCUGUGCUCCGUGUGCUGCAGAGGGAGUUUCCCUGGGAUGGAGACUGGUGGCAUCAACUGUAGCCAUUUGUUGCCCGCUGGGCCAGGCAAGGGAGUCUCUAAAGACACAUGUGGGCCGAUGCCUUGCUCUGGACUUGUGUUGAGGCCUUGCCAUUGCCCGUGGCCAGGCUGAUGCUUACCCAGCUGGGCUCUCCCAAAUAAUGCACUUUGAAUUGUUGUUGGCUUUUUACCGCCAAAUAAUCAGGAUGUAGAUGACGCUCUUGAGUUCAUACUGCUUUUAACUUCCUUGGUUUUUCAGAGCACAAGUCGUGAUUUUUCUGAAAUCAUCUGACAUCUCUUAACUGUUUGUGCUACUGAAAGAUGAAGUAGCCUCUUACCAAACCAUUUUUUCUCACUGCUUCCAAAUCUCCUCUUGACUUUUUGUCUUUGCUGAAGCCACAUCCUUUCCUCUGUCCUUAACUGCAUCCCCACUGGAAGCCAGAUCUGGCCCUGCUGCAGACUGCAUUGGCACUGCAGAAAUGUAGAAGUUAUAUAUUUAUCCAGAUUCAUGUUGUCAUGGUCUCUCUUGUAGCUUGAACUCUGAGUGUUAUGUAAGUCAUUGAGCUUGGUUUAGAGAACUAAUUUAGAAGGUUGUGAGUUUUUUGUUUUGGUUUGGUGUUUUUUUUUUUUUUUCCAGGGAAACAUGUUGAAUUUGAGGCCCAAUUCUUGUCACUCUGAAUGGAAUUUCCGUGAGAUUGCCCUGGAAAAGCUCAGCCUGACUAUCUCAGGAUCAGCUUAGCAGCUGAAGCAACAUGAAGUGCUUUUAGGAAGGUGAGAUAUUGUGCAGGGCAUGUUCUUUUUGCACAGCUUGUGGUGAAGUGUCACAGCAAGUGCUGGACAAGUGGCCUCUCUGACAGGGGUUGGGCUUAGUUCCUUAAGGGAUUGUACAGCUGAAGGAAAUUCCAACUGGAUGAUACAAAAGGGAUCUGCUAAACUGGGACUUGGCACUUGUCUGUUGCUCUAAGAGUUUGGAUGUUGAGGCUUUGGAUAGGGAUUUAGGCUUGUAGCUAUGCCAGCCUCACAGCUUGUUUGUCUCUGCAGCUGGCAAUAGUGAGAGCAUGAGAAGUGGGUAAGGAAGUUAGGAGUGCUGGUCACCUGCAGCCCACUUGGAACUGGCUACUUUUGUCUUGGCCCUUAAAAGACUGGAGCUAGCAGGUGUGUAGCAGGGCACUUGUAAGGCACUGCCUUACACAUGGUGGUUUGGUAGUUACUUUCUGUGCAGAAGUGUGAACUCUGUUCCUCACAGGGUGAGACAUGGCUUCCUGUUGGGAUUGCAUGGAUUUAAGCUUUAGUCCUCUGACACAAAACAGCUCCUGGAAUCUUUUUCCUUCAGCAUCUCUAGCUGUGUGAGACGUCUUCUACCUCUUCUAGCACAAACAGUUUGCAGCUGGCCUAUGUAAACACAUAUGCUGUCCUGCUCCCCAACAAAGACAGAAGAAACUCGUCAUGUAGCCUCUGCCUUUAAAGUGAUUUAUAAUAGACUCUCUUUUGCACCUUUGAUUUAGAAAGGGUAAAUAACCCCAGUUCUACUAACAGCUGGAGAAGUAGUGAAUCUGUGUGAGCAGUGUGAGUGAGGUGGUAGGUGCUACCACAGAGUUGUGCACUGGGCAUAAGUUUGAAUAUGUUUGUGGGGAAGGCUGAGAUAAGCAUCAGGACUUGUCUGCAAGCUGGGAGGCCAUAGUAUGGGCAGUUGCAGUGCUCACUGACUGCUUGGGAGAUGCCAGUGCCAGUAUGGACUCAUGACUUGGAGUAUCACUCAACUGCCCUUCCUGAAUGUAACCUACUGUGUAACACAAGGGCCUGCGUACAUUAUGAAGUGGGCCUGCACUUAGGCAGUCAGAUUUUUCUCCUAAGUGUUGCAUAGUCAGGGCAAGUAGGGAACAAGGAAGUUCCUACAGGAAGAGUUAAAAAAUGGAGGAUUCUGAAACCAGAAAAAGAAUCUUAGAUUACAAAACAAGUCAAUGUUGGGAUUGUCUAAAGCCUGUGGAAAAAGCUUGCUGCUAGAUGGAUGUAACUCCAUUUGAAGGGAACCAUCAACAACCUACUGUCAGUGGGAGCAGGAUGAACUUGAUGAAAAUUGGAAUUGAGAAAAGAUGUUUAUUUUGUGGUUUAGGGUGGGAUUUCUUUUCUUCCACUGCUUUGGGCAGCCUUCUUUGGGGAAAUGGCACACGCACAGCUGCUUAGGUUGCCAAAUGUGUCCCUAAUGCAUGCAGAGCAAUUGGCAAAAACAUAGAUAUUUAGUGGCAAGAAAUCAUGGCAUUUCAUCCAGAAGCAAGACAUCUGUGAGGGACAAAGAUGGAUAAAGAAAACCUCGUGCUUAUAAGUUGCUGCCCUUUUGAACUCUGCCUUGUUUGUGUUAAUAUAUGGGUGGAGAAAAUGAGGCAACCAUUUUUUUUUCCAAUCGCUUCUUCCUGGACGAGUAAAACCACUGAGUGAUUAUAUAAACCACUAAACUAUGAAACAAAAUUCCCUUGGCAACAGAGCAUGCUAAGAACUUGCAGCUUGGCAUCCUUAUACUCUGGAUCUCCUCUGUUCUUUACAUCAGAACUGAUUGGGCUGGUGCCACUGUCUGCCAGUGCUCUGGUCCAGGAGGCUUGCUGGUCCCUGGUCCAUACAUUUCAAGAGACAGACUGCUGUGCCUUGUAAAAGUUCCUGAGUUCCAGUCUGUGUGACAGCUCAUGUGUAGUUUAGUUUACUAAACAACAUUAACCUCUCAAAGAGAAGCUUUUUUUUUUUUUUGCACACUUCAAACUCUAACCACAAACCAAAGCCUGGCUUUAAACAUAAAGGUCUAAUUCUUCAGAGAGGAAACUCCUGUUUUCCCUAUGCUAAUUUUCAGGGUGUGAACAGAUUGUGGGAAAGCACCACUCAAUAUUAACCCUUAUUUUGCCUGUGUUUAUCCCCUGAGUGAUCCAAUAUCUGCUGUGUGGUAGCUUGUUGCCUUUAUAGUUUUCAGCUGUGAUAAAGGAACUGCAGAUCUGUCAAAAGUACCCCACCAUACCCUUCUCUUUCUUAGGGGAAGUUUCAUGUGUUUGCUUGAAAUUCUUGCUGCUCAUUCAUUACAGAUUGGGAAGGAUGAAGAAAGUAGGGAAGAUCUUGCUUGCUGAUGCAGAAAGAGAGUUGUGUUUGCUUUUGAAGAAUAGCUUUUUGUUAUGCAGUGCUGCCUUGUGCAGAUCAGACCUCCCCUCUUUGAAAUCCCUGGAAACCUGUGGAUUGAAUAUGGAGGGGGUUUAUUGUGGUAGUGCUAACUGGAAUUCUUCAAGCCUUUGUUCUACAUGUGGUUGCAUGAAUGGUCUUCUGGGCAAUAGUUGCUGAGUAACUUACACUAGGAAGAUGUGUGUCAGGCAGUCAUUUCUGCUGUAAAAUGUGUGGCUGGGCAGCCCAGUAGGUAGUUGUCAGGGCCUGCCUGCUCUCCAGUGGAUGAUGGUGGAGAGGUCAGCUUCCUGGACCAAACAUUCAUCUUGCAGCCCACGUCCAAUUGUCCUUAACAGCAUCCACUUGAACUCUGCAAGGGCCCCAACUGUUGCUGUUGUCACUGUUUCACAUAAAGGAUCUGUACAUUCAGGAAUCCACUUUUUUUUUUCCUCUUUCCUGUGAUACUACUUGCUGCUUUCAACAAGGCUAAUGGUGAACUUCUUGUGUCUAACCAGCCUCUAACCUGUACAACAGAGUUGUCUUCUGUUGCAUACAACAGUCGGUAUUAUGGCAUGCUCUGUAAACCACACUUUGUGUAUGGUACCUUGGGUUUAGUUUGCUGCCUGCCCUACUGCUAAGACUGAUGCAAGCUGGUUUUCAAGGGGUAGGAGAAAAUACUUCUAACCACUCUCUGUAGGACCUAGGAAUUGUUUUCUUGUGAUUUAUUGGAAGGCAACACUCAGCCCAGAGGAUGAAACAGAAUCUGCUGUCUGCCAGCACUGGGGUGUCCCCAGUAGUUACUGCAUAUUCCCCAGUGCUUUUGUCCAUGUUUAAAAGUUAAUCUAGUAACUUACCCCUACCUUAGAGAAGAGCUCUCACUUCAGCCAAAGUGGUUGUGAGAGAAAUACCUGAAACGGGGUGUGUGUGUUUACCUUGGAGGUCCAUUUCUGCUAAACACACACUAGAUGUGGUGGGUGGCAGGGCUGAGUGUUGCCCAAGUCAGAGGGCCUUUCCAACAGUUUUCUUGAGCUUUAUUUCCGUCUUCCCUGUAAAUUACUAAGAGAAUGGACCACCUCACCUGGCUGCUGCAUCAGCCACCUUCUUUGUGCCAAACACGCCCUGUGCCUUUACCUUGAUGGUGGGCUGCAGCCUGCCUGCCCUGUGGGGUCAGCCUUCUGGCCACAGCAGUGCUUGCUCCCCUCUCCUUUUCCUCUUUCCUCCUGCCUGUCUGUGGGACAGUGCUCUGUCUCCAAUCUGCAGGACUGUCUUCAACUGCACCCAUCACACUAUGUGGAUCCACAUCAGUCCUCCCACAGAGGGCAAGAUGUCUCUAGUUCCAAACUGAAGAAUUAGAAAUACAGCUUCUGAAACAAGUACCUCUUUCUUUGGGAGUUGUCUCUUCUCUUGAAAACAGCAUCUUCAGCAUCUCUUUGAGCUAAACAUAUCCUGGUACUCCACAGAGUUUGAGAAGACCCUUAAGCACACAAUGCACGUGGAGAUCCUGCAGAAAUCACUGAAGUCAGAGCAGCAACUAGACCAGCAAUAGCAUAUGCAAGUCACGUAGCAAUGUCACUAAGCAGUGUUCACAGACAUUUUAAAAGUUCAGUAUUAAAUUGUUGAUGCUUUUUUUCCCCCUCCUGUUUCUUUUUUUUCUAAUGUUUUGCUGAAGAAAAUGUCACUAUUUAUUUUGGCAGAAAUAUACCUUCUAAUAAAAACUUUCUCAAUCUA
Molecule: messenger RNA, 6556 nt
Organism: Colius striatus (speckled mousebird)
Lineage: Eukaryota; Metazoa; Chordata; Aves; Coliiformes; Coliidae
Gene: PNPLA2
Product: patatin like phospholipase domain containing 2
Exons: 9
Coding region: 125-1570 (481 amino acids)
Biological process (GO): lipid homeostasis; positive regulation of triglyceride catabolic process; triglyceride catabolic process
Cellular component (GO): membrane; cytoplasm; lipid droplet
Molecular function (GO): triacylglycerol lipase activity
Source: RefSeq, a predicted model, not a curated record